Molecule: messenger RNA, 987 nt
Organism: Alligator mississippiensis (American alligator)
Lineage: Eukaryota; Metazoa; Chordata; Crocodylia; Alligatoridae
Product: olfactory receptor 5AN6-like
Exons: 3
Coding region: 1-987 (328 amino acids)
Biological process (GO): G protein-coupled receptor signaling pathway
Cellular component (GO): membrane
Molecular function (GO): olfactory receptor activity; G protein-coupled receptor activity
Source: RefSeq, a predicted model, not a curated record
AUGCAAGAGACUCAGAAGCAACAUUAUAAUAAGAAGGCCCAAGUAUGGAUAUCAACAGCAGCAUUGUUAUUCUCCUCAGAGGAAAGUCCAAGGUUUGGUGAACAAAUAGCCAUGGGGAACAAGACAGCUGUCAGCUAUUUUGUUCUGUCAGCUGUUCCUCACCUUCACACCUCUAUGUAUUUUCUCCUAUCACACUUAUCUUUCCUUGACAUCUGCUACUCUUCAGUCACUGUCCCAAAGAUGCUGCAGAAUUUCUUGGUAGAGAAGAAAACCAUUUUUUUUAAUGGCUGCCUUUCCCAGAUGAGCUUAAUUCUUUUGGCGUCCUGUACAGAAAUGUUCAAGCUAUCAGCAAUGGCCUAUGAUCGGUAUGCUGCCAUCUGUGACCCACUGCAUUAUGUGGGGACCAUGAAUAAGCAAGUCUGCAUAGGACUGGUGGGUGGUGCAUGGCUGAUCAGUAUACUUUAUGCACUGACAAACACUGUACCUAUAUUACAUUUACAUUCCUGCGGGCCCAAUGAACUGAACAAUUUCAGUUGUGAGCUCCCAUCUCUACUAGAAGUGUCCUGCACAGAGACCUUCAUCAGUAAGAUGACACUUCUCACUUCAGCUAUGAUUUUAGGUUUGAUCUCAUUCUCUGUCACCCUGGUCUCUUACAUCUUCAUCAUCUCCACUAUCUUGAGGAUAAGUUCUACUGAGGGUAGACUUAAAGCCUUUUCCACCUGCAGCUCCCACCUAACUGUUUUUGUUCUGCAUUACGGGGCUGGUUUGUUUCGAUAUCUGAGACCCGGUCCAGCCUUUUCAAUGGUUCUUGACAGACUAUUCUCCAUCCAGUACAGUAUCUUAACUCCCAUGUUAAAUCCUAUAAUCUACAGCCUGAGAAACAAGGAGGUGAAGGCAGCUCUGGGAAAAUAUAUUGCAGGAAAUGAAAGGCAUGUGAAUGUAUUUCAGCAAUUGGAAAAAAAUAUUAUAGCUAAGGGGAAUUAUUAG